AUACACCCUAACGGAAACCAGGACAAAUGCUUGGACGUUCGCGGAGCAAAUUUCGCAAACGGUACCUUUGUGCAAAUAUACGACUGCAACGGCACUCCGGCACAACAAUGGACCAUCGUACGGGGAACGAGCACUAGCCUUCAGGCUGCUGGUACCGCAUAUUGUCUGGAUGCAGGUUCAGGUCCACAGAACGGAGCACAAAUGAAAAUUUGGCAGUGUUCCAAUGGUCGAGCUGCUCAAUCUUGGAAUUACACAAAUGGUGAUCAUAUUGAGUUGAGCACAAGCGAACCAGCUGAAUGUUUGGAUCUGACAGACGGGAACCUGGAGAACUGGAGUGUGGUUCAGGUAUAUCAAUGCUUUGAUCAGAAUACAAAUCAAGUUUGGACAACAGUUCCUGAAGUGCCUCUAAGUUAA
This is a messenger RNA of Laccaria bicolor S238N-H82, 414 nucleotides long. Its product is annotated as carbohydrate-binding module family 13 protein. The annotation marks the transcript as partial. The transcript has 4 exons. The record is from RefSeq and is a predicted model, not a curated record. Lineage: Eukaryota; Fungi; Basidiomycota; Agaricomycetes; Agaricales; Hydnangiaceae.